This is a messenger RNA of Nerophis ophidion (straightnose pipefish), 2875 nucleotides long. Its product is annotated as transcription factor COE1-like. Gene Ontology annotation, molecular function: DNA-binding transcription factor activity, RNA polymerase II-specific; RNA polymerase II cis-regulatory region sequence-specific DNA binding. The coding region runs from base 283 to 2109 and encodes 608 amino acids. The transcript is spliced from 15 exons. Gene Ontology annotation, biological process: regulation of transcription by RNA polymerase II. Lineage: Eukaryota; Metazoa; Chordata; Actinopteri; Syngnathiformes; Syngnathidae. The record is from RefSeq and is a predicted model, not a curated record.
AAGUCCCCUCUAGCCCCUCACCGUACCCCCCGCCCGCUCCCCGUGGCGGGAGAAGCCGUGUGCGCUUCCCCACAAGACAGAAUCGAGGAAGUCUUCUCCAGAACCUCCUCAGGACCGGACACGCUGAAGUCAAGUGGACCCUGCAGGACUCCGGUGAUGCUGAAGUCGUGGUAGGCGCCACAGACCUUGGACCACCUUUUUGGACAUUUGCACACCUUGGCCCAUGUAGCGCGCGCACCCGCCGGAGGAACAAGUGCCGUGCGCGCCCACAGAGCAUCGUCCAUGUUCGGCAUCCAGCGGAGCGGCGGCAGCCUGAAGGAGGAGCCGCUGGUCGGCAUGAACGCCGUCCGGGGCUGGAUGCAGGGGGGCGGCGUGCUGGACGCUCACACGGCCGCACAAAGCGGAGUGGGUCUGGCCCGGGCCCACUUUGAGAAGCAGCCCCCCUCCAACUUGCGCAAGUCCAACUUCUUCCACUUUGUGCUGGCCUUGUACGACCGCCAUGGUCAACCUGUGGAGAUCGAGAGGACCACCUUUGUGGACUUCAUCGAGAAGGAUAAGGAGAGCAGCGGAGAGAAGACUAAUAAUGGCAUCCAUUACCGCCUGCAGCUGCUCUACAGUAACGGCCUCAGGACGGAGCAAGACUUUUUUGUGCGACUCAUCGACUCCAUGAGCAAACAGCCGAUCGUGUACGAGGGCCAGGACAAGAAUCCCGAGAUGUGUCGAGUUCUGCUCACACACGAGAUUAUGUGCAGUCGCUGCUGUGACAAGAAGAGUUGUGGAAAUCGCAACGAGACGCCGUCAGACCCAGUCAUCAUCGACAGGUUCUUCCUCAAGUUCUUCCUCAAGUGCAACCAGAACUGCCUGAAGAACGCUGGGAACCCACGAGACAUGAGGAGGUUCCAGGUGGUGGCGUCGACCACGGUCAGCGUGGACGGACACGUCCUGUCCGUGUCCGACAACAUGUUCGUCCACAACAACUCCAAACAUGGGCGACGGGCCCGCAGGCUCGACGCGGCCGAAGGAACGCCCUCGUACCUCGACAACGGAGCGGCGCCAUGUGUCAAAGCCGUCAGUCCCAGUGAAGGUUGGACCACAGGGGGCGCUACUGUCAUCAUCAUAGGAGACAACUUCUUUGACGGCCUUCAGGUCAUCUUUGGAACCAUGCUGGUGUGGAGCGAGCUGAUCACGCCGCACGCCAUCCGCGUGCAGACGCCACCCAGACACAUUCCUGGCGUGGUGGAAGUCACGCUGUCCUACAAGUCCAAGCAGUUCUGUAAAGGCACGCCAGGAAGGUUCAUAUACACAGCGCUCAACGAGCCAACCAUUGACUACGGCUUCCAAAGACUCCAGAAGGUCAUCCCUCGGCACCCGGGAGACCCUGAGAGACUGCCAAAGGAAGUGAUUCUGAAGCGAGCGGCCGACCUGGUGGAGGCCCUUUACGCCCUCCCCCACGGCAACCAGGAGAUCAUCCUAAAGCGAGCGGCUGACAUCGCAGAAGCGCUCUACAGCGUUCCCAGAGGCCACACCCAGCUACCCGGCCCCGCCCACCCCGGCAUGAUGGCCGUCAACUCCUUCGCCGGGCAGCUGUCCGUCAACGUCUCGGAGGCCGCGCAGACCAAUCAGGGUGAGCGGCAUUUCAAAACAAAAGCCUCCGACCCGACCAGCGGGGCUGACGUGACUCCGCCCCCAGCAGGCUUCGCCCGCAGCAGCAGCAGCAGCAGCGUGUCUCCUCCCAGCUACGCCUCCGGCUCCACGCCGCAGCAGAGCGGCUACACGCCGGGCGCCGUCAACGGCUACAACAUGACCAACCUGGGGGGCUCGCCCACCUUCCUCAACGGCUCCGCCGCCAACUCGCCUUACGCCAUCGUCCCGUCCAGUCCCGGCAUGGCGUCGUCCACGUCGCUGCCGUCCAACUGCUCCUCCUCCUCCAGCGUCUUCUCCUUCUCCCCCGCCAACAUGGUGGCCGCCAAGCAGAAGUCGGCCUUCGCCCCCGUGGUCAGACCCUCGUCCUCUCCGCCGCCGCCGUCCUGUACGGUCGGCGACGGCAACGCGCUCCAAGAUCCAAACUUUGUGGACUCCAACAAGUUCUCAGGCCUGGUUUUCACCUGAAGUAUGCCCCGCCCUCUUUCUACCGCCUUCUUGGCCCCGACCACCAUCACCGUGCGUGCGUACUGGACUCACACCGUCCUGGCGGAGGACUUCCUGCUACUAAAGAAGCAGCCGCUCGAGGCGUCCCUAAGCCCCGCCCACACGGAGACAGGAAGUUGUAUUAUUUUGGAGGGGUCGUCCUCCUCCUUGGUUUCCUGUCUUGUCUGUCGAUGAUGUCUGGUGGCGACCAGCUGAACUAAUCCAUCCCAUAAUGCCCCACUUGGCCUCUGGGUUGAGCUUCUUGUCAUGUUGUGAGACUGCUGGUCAUGUGACAAAGCAGCCAGCCAAUCGGGGACGAGAGGGGGCGGAGCAUGAUUUGGUUUAUUUGAGAUGUGAUUUCUUACCUUCUUUGUUUGUGAUGAGCAGCCAAUCAGGACUCACUUCCUGGUUGAGGCGGCCAAUGGGGCGCCGGCGGUCUCAACGCUCCGGUUUACUUGGAUUUGAUCUCCGGACUUCAACUUGCGGCGCUGGCGUGAAGGUGAGGCGGGUCCCACGCCGUGAACCCCGCUGACCUCUGCCGUCGUCAAGGUCACGUCUCUUCCCUUGGUCUUCUUUCACAAGAUGUUUAUUUAUUUUUUUAAGUCGCAUCGGGUUUCUUUUGGGCGUGUUUCGUGGGUCAUGUGACCACCGGCAGCCGUGAUGACGAUGAUGAAGAAACCACUGUACAGAACUUUUGUAUCGUUUUUAACUUUUGGAUAUUUAAAUAAAAUUCUCCUGUCUGUCGUCA